AUGGACGCCAGCAACUCCAACCUUACGGACUCCAGAUACGGGUAUGAUAUCGUGGUCUCGACAACGCAGGCCAGUAUCAACUUAGGCCUACUGGAAUACCUUUGGGAAAGCAACCAACCAGUGAAAUAUAUCUGUUAUCUCUCGGACCCCAAUACCGGGAACGCCACAGCCCAGAUCAGUCUCGAGGAGUUGAUGAAGAGGACAGAUGGAGUUAACCCAUUUGACAUCCUAGAUGGCACACCGGCGAGCGACCCUCGAGUCGAGGCGCUCACUCGGAACAACUUUAGGGUGGGCGUGAAGAUCCGUAUUGGUGUGCCUCCAGGGGUGAUGCCCAAGGAGCUUCCUCCAGUCUUGGAGCUGGGAAAGCGUGACGGCAAGUCUCUCUACCGGAUGUUCUGCUCGGAGUUCCAAGUUAUUCAGAACACCCCGAGUGGAGGAUCGUCUGCCAACGGAAGUUGGAACGUCUGGAACCAGCCCUCUGGAUCGCCGUGGUAUAUCGAGACCGCCGUCGGCAUCGUCAACUCGGACCUUGACUGGGGCCUCGAGACGCCUUACUUUAACCAUCGUCCCGAGCUCAAGGGCAGACUCAAGUCUCAGUUCAAUUAUCUUCCUUCCAGCAGGUCUUACAGUCUUCAACAAACGUUUAUGGAUCUUGAAAAUGCCGCCCACCACAGCGCGCCCAACUUCGUUGGAAUCCCAGCCAGUUCUCCUGUCCAAGAAAUCCUGCAGAAGAACUUUGUCGACCUCUACAGCCAGGCCGUCAAGAGCUACGGACAACCCAUUCUUGCAGUUGCCGCAGUUGCUGCAGAUCAUCCAGAUCCUUCACAGCUCCAGGUAACUUCGUGUGAGGUGGGCAUCAGCCGGUACAAGGACUCCAAUGCUUGGGUUAUCAACAAUGCGACCCCUGAACAGUCUGCCGCGGCGACACUCAACCAUCUCUGCAUGACGAACAAUCAUGGAGCCGCCGCAGUCUCUGAUCCUUACUGGAAUUGGGUCCAGCCCUGGGAUGUGAAGAACGAAAGUGGUGUGAUUGCCAUCAAGCGAAGUGUAUUCGCCGAGCAGUUGAUGAACACCAUUCUGCCAUCCGCCCGGAAGUCUUGCCUGACCUCCAAUGUCGGUAUUAACUUGUCCGACAGCUUCGGGAACUGGGAAGCGGUCUUGGAGUUCGUUCCUAAUCAAUGGCCACAAACCAGAGAUGUACGGACCUCUGAAAGUGGGGAAUGUAUCAUCGACAUUACUUGGUCUGCCGAGGACCAGGCUGGUGUGAGAACACAGAAUUCGGAGAUGCUGGGCGCGUUCCAGGACAGUCUCGAAGUGAUACCUCAUUACUACUGUGAGGUGAGCGUCAAGGACAGCACCAUCACCAUCACACAACGACUGCGGAUCAAUAUGUCGGUCACGUCCGAGGGUAUCCCCCUGAGUCUGGUUGGGCACGAUGUCAAAAUCAUCGAUGUGUAUGACUUAUCAGUGGACCAGAACGGCCGUUUGAACAUUGUACAUCAUGGGAAACAACAUAAAGAUGACCGCUCCGAGGAGCCUCAUGGCACCUGGUUGGAGAAUAAGUUUUCAGGCGUCAACGACGCCGUCAACCAGAUCAAGAAGACGACCGCAGCUCUCACGAACAUGGAUCUGGAAGGUAUCAACUUCGCUACGCCUCACAACUUUGUGUCCCCUGGCGGCAAGGUGUUUACGUAUACAUCAGCCAAGUUCUCCAACCACCAGGACUUGAUCUGUGACAUCACCUACGCGGCGCCAGCUCAGCCCUUCCAGCCGCCGCCUAGGACAGAGACCCCGAUCACAGACUCUGCACUGAAGAAGCCUAUCGAAAGACCAGCACCGAAGAACUAUAUUCAGGGAGAGAUAGUAGCUCCUACAGCGAAGUUUGAAACCCUUCAAACAGACGACGGCCACUCUUUGCUCUUCGCGCUGAGCACGGAUAACGUGUUUAACGUGGUUAUGGAGCAAAGCGGCACGACCAAGACCGACUGGCUGGACGGGACCAUCGGGAUGGCUCUCGCGGUGUCUGAGGGGGGUUCAGACAAAUUCCUCUUGUCCCUCUUCAACUCCAGCUCCGACACAUCCUGGACAGCGAAUCCUCAGUGGUCUCCCAUUGACUUUGAUGCAGAAGGCGGAACGGGCUCCGGGUCUACCGUCAACAUUGUCCGUGUCAUGUUCGCUGAGCCGCAGGGAAGCCGGCAGCACAUCAUUGUCGACAUUGAUCGCUCAUCAGACAAGGCAAUCAAGGAAAUUGCCCGCUUCUACGUCGAUCCCCGGAAGGCGUCCGGUAGAUACUGGACCUCGCAUAGUCUCCCGGUAGACAUCCAGGAGGGCAGAUACCAGAGCUGCGUGGGUAGGGUCGCCGCUGGGUUUGUUGACGGGGUGUACACCCUAGGAACCGUCGGUGGCUCAGCCCAGCUUGUCUACGUGCCCAUCGAGAACGCCUUCGGAAACGGCCCUCCGUUGCCAUGCCGUCUCAGCCUGCCACAGAACGUGCAGGCAUCUUCGAUCGCCGCUGCUCGCAGACACGGUUCCCUUGCGUCUCCAGACGGGACGACGGAUUUGUUCGCCGUCGGGAACUCGAUUCUCUACUAUUUCCCAGCUGAACGCCAGACCGACGCCUCGGUGGCCACGCAAUUGCUCGACAGCAAUGUGUUUUCGGGCACUACAGAGCUCGCAGCCAUGACGCACGGGGGUGUGACGACGAUCUGGGGCAAGAAUGCCAGCAACGAGGUGUAUUAUCUCUCCUGCUCGUCCAGCCAGCUCAAAAAACAGGAGGCCUGGAAUGUCCCUGUGCCAAUCUUGUUCGGCGUAGAGCAGAUGACACCGUACCUCAACCGCAGCGACGGCGGUAACGCUAUCUUCACGUCCGGGUCCGGCAAGCUUGAAAGAUUGACACAGGCCACGGGCACCGAUGCAAAGAUGUGGGUUGCAGAUGGGAUAGUGCUCCAGGAUAUGGAUCCGACCGUAGAACCGCUCCGGUCCAAGACAUACACGACGAUGAUCCAGGUCCUCGACAAAUAUGAUCUUCCAGCUCCUGGCGUCAACUUGUCGAUUUCGACCAGCUCUCGCACGCCCGUGUACAUGAACGGAAUCUACUGCGUCCUCGGGCAGGCACCUGUUACGGUAGCUACAGAUGCGGCUGGGAGCUUGACCGUUGUCGAGGUUUGGCAAGAGAGCAUCAACGGCACUCUCAUGACGGUGAUUUGCAACAACGGAGAUGCGGAGGCCACCAUCAAUCCUAUGGAGAAGUCAUUCCAGACGAUAGCCGCACUAAAUAGCGAGGGAGCCCUCAGAGACGCCAAAGUUCCUACGAAAACGGUCGCUGGCGGCAUCAGGGACAACACGACAUGGGCUGCUCUUGUAGAAGGAAGUGUAUCGCAGUGUGACAUGCCCAACGUCGCGAACAGCCUCGGCAAACUCGGCACGACGUAUGGACUCGUCAAACCCACCGUCUUCCCUGCUUCUUGUAUGAGCGUGAUUCCACACACCCUCUACGCAUCCUCGUCAUCGGUCGAUAACCUGGCACACGACACGGCCAUCGCGGCCGGCGACCUCUUCCGCUGGCUCAAGUCAGAUAUCGAAAACGUUGUCGACAUCAUCAAAGACGACGCAAGUGAAGCAUGGCACUUUGCGGCCACCAUCUCCGGCAAAGUCUACCGUGCGGCACUGACCUCGGUCGAAGCCAUCGUUGGGGCUGCGGAGUGGAUCUUUAAUGCCGUCAAGACGGGCAUCGAGAAGCUCACAUCCUUUGUGGAGUUCCUCUACAGCUGGGACGACAUCGAGCGGACAAAAGACGUCCUCUGCAACAUGACGAAGCAGUGGUUGCGCGACCAGAUUGACUAUCUCCCGACUGCAAAGACGGAGUUUGAUGCACAGAUUGCGCACGCGGAGAGUAGCAUCAAGACAUGGGCUGGCUACCCGGAUUUGGGACCGUCGCUCGGGGACAAGGCUUCAAAGCCCGCAGCCGCAAGCGCCACGAAUCCUACAAAGGGACAUACUUCGGGGUCUCAGAUGAUGAUGAGCCAUUUCAAGCACCACAGCGCCAACAUGACAGUCGUAGGCAUGCCGCCAACAACGAAGAAGCUACAAGCUGGGAUCAUUGACGACCUCCUAGCCGCGCUGGAUCAGGAGGAAGAAGCUCUUUCGGCAGUGGUCUCUCAGCUCAAGGACCUGGCCAAGCGCUUCUCCUCCAUGACCGUUGAAGAGACCCUGAAGGAUCUGCUUGGAAUCAUCGCAGUUGGUGUGCUUUCCAGCGUUAAAGUGGUGGUAGACGCGCUACUCAAUGUCCUGAUCGAUCUUCUCGGUGACGCCGUCGGCCUCUUGGAUGUUAAGGUUCAUAUCCCAGUCAUUUCCGAUCUUCUCAACGAAAUUGGCAUACCAGACAUAUCUUAUCUUGAUCUGGUGUGCUGGAUCCCCGCCAUGUCUUUCACGGUAAUCUACAAGCUUGCCACCCAGGAGGCCCCCUUCACCGCCGAUGAUGUCGCGCUUCAAGCAGGUUUUGCCGCUGGUAACUCGGAGACUAUGCAGGCCCGCUUGGCCUCGAAACAAUCCACACCGCUGGCCACGGAGUCCAUGGAGGAGAGUGCCGAUAUCAUGACAACAUUCGCUUUCACCUCGUCUGAGACCCUCACAGGCCACCAGCAACAAGUCAAAGGGCACAAGAGCAAGGCCUCUGUGACCUCCAUCUCCUCCUCCGACUCAGUGAGCGCAGCCAGCACGGUACCCACGACCCCUGGAUCCACCAAGCCAGUCAUGCCCAUGGAAGUCGUUAUUCCAGCAGGUGCACGCAACCGGUGGAGCAACCUUUCGACGGAAAUGGCACUCGUCAGCGCCGCCGCCUUGUCCAAGGCUGAUUCCUACGCCCCCAAAGACCCCAUUCAAGACCCCCUAUUCGCUUCCUUUUCGAAUGUGAUCACGGAUCUCGGUUUGGCCAAUAUCAUCGUCUUCAGCGAUAUUGGUCAGGGACACCUCAUUCCGGCCGGCCAUGCCCUGAGAGUCGGCGACUCUCGCGCUACAGCGGCCUAUAUUGAUAACAUACUCGUCUUUCCAGCGGCUGUGGUCACCGUUCAGCACAUUAGGGAGCUCGCAUCCGCUCAACCGAGUGCGGACCAGGUGGCGGCUUUCUUGGGCGAGUUUUCCAACUUGGCAUCUUAUGUCGUGCGAAUGAACUACUCUGUGGCAGUCAAAUUGCCAGGCAUCCCAUUUGCAGCGCAGGCGCUGGAAGUCAUAGAGUACGGGAACAUUGCUCAAACCGGGUUCGAGGCGGCGCAGGCUGCGAUAGGUAUUGAUCAGGCUAUUUUCCAGAAGAGCAAGCAUUGAUUGCUGCUUACUUGGGGGACUCAUGUGUAUGAUAAUUCCUCCAAAUAGGUUGACAAUGACGGACAUUACUAUUCCUCUUGCUUGAGGGGCCUUGCGUUACUGUUACUAUUGCAGAUUGAGUGAAUACAAUAUCUCAUCCUCCACAACUCGAAAUUGCAUCGCGACAUCUCACUCACGUUUCGACCAGCAGAUUAACAUCUGUAUAGUCGAAACGCGUCUCAGCCAAGAGAUACACCCAAAGAGAGAGAGAGAGAGAGACAUAGACCCAGCUCAAUACCAAGGACGUUCCCGAAUCUGGCUAUGAAGUCAUUCCUCCCCGUCCCGCUAGUUCGGAGCCCGGAAUCAGACCACCACCGGCUACCUCAAAG
Colletotrichum phormii is the source of this 5687-nucleotide messenger RNA. RefSeq lists its product as uncharacterized. The record is from RefSeq and is a predicted model, not a curated record. The transcript is spliced from 5 exons. Bases 1 to 5319 code for a protein of 1772 amino acids. NCBI's taxonomy places the organism in Eukaryota, Fungi, Ascomycota, Sordariomycetes, Glomerellales, Glomerellaceae.